This is a messenger RNA of Branchiostoma floridae (Florida lancelet), 1710 nucleotides long. Its product is annotated as hematopoietically-expressed homeobox protein hhex-like. The record is from RefSeq and is a predicted model, not a curated record. NCBI's taxonomy places the organism in Eukaryota, Metazoa, Chordata, Leptocardii, Amphioxiformes, Branchiostomatidae. The transcript is spliced from 4 exons. Gene Ontology annotation, molecular function: DNA-binding transcription factor activity, RNA polymerase II-specific; RNA polymerase II cis-regulatory region sequence-specific DNA binding. Gene Ontology annotation, biological process: cell differentiation; regulation of transcription by RNA polymerase II. Bases 98 to 952 code for a protein of 284 amino acids.
ACGUGAGGUCAGUGUUCUCUACGACUUCGUACAGUCAAGAUCGUCUCUCGUUGUUUAUUACUUGCAGUACGAGCCCGAACGUUACGUACCGAGGAAGAUGAGUCUCCAGUACGGGACCACUCAUCACUCCGCCCCGGGGCCGAUCAGCGUGCCUGCGAUGUACCCAACGGCGCCGAUCCAGCAUCACCCGACUCCGUUCUUCAUCGAUGACAUACUCGGCACUCGAGCGGCAACAACCACCGUCACCCCCGUCCACCCUACCCCUGUGACACCGACCGCCAUCUCUCCGUUGUCGGCCUACGCUCGGACUCCGUUCUACGAUCACCAUGCGCUGCACUCGGCGCUACAGUCCGGCUUCACCGCCGCCCAGCACCUGACGCCCUACGGUCACGCCGGCUUCGCUUCCCCGCUGUACCCCUUCCCACGACACGCUGACUACCCUCACAGUCUCCUAGACAGACACGGUGUUCUAAAAGUUGGAGGAAAGCCACUCUUGUGGAACCCGUUUCUUCACCGUCCCCUGCACAAGAGGAAAGGCGGACAAGUUCGCUUCUCCAACGACCAGACCCUGGAGUUAGAAAAGAAGUUCGAGUCCCAGAAAUACCUGUCCCCGCCAGAGAGGAAGAGACUGGCUAAAUCUCUACAACUCACCGAAAGACAAGUCAAGACUUGGUUCCAGAACAGACGUGCCAAGUGGAGGCGGCUCAAGCAGGAGGUGCCAUCUUGCAAGUCUGACAGCGGAGAAAGCGACAAGAAGACAGACGAUAAGCGUGAUGACCACGUGACCAGAGAGGACGAAUCAGGCUGCUCCGAUUCCGAGAGCGAGGCCGACCACACCGACAGCGAGGCUGAGCAUGCGCACAGCACGCAGAACGAAGACGUAGAAAUCCAAGUUGACGAUGACGUCAUCAGAGACAGUAGACCAAUGAUGGACAAGAAGCAGAGUUCAUAGCUUCUUUUUUUAUAGAAAAAAUAGUAGAGACGAUAACUUUCGUGACGUAACUAUCAGGUGGCCUUCACGUGGCUGAACUCUACGCAUGUCCAAACAGAGGGAACUCUAGACUUCAAAACGACAUUCCAGCUACAUAUUGUCAAAGAAAGAAAGGGGUCAAUACAUAAAAAUACAAAACAGGUCAGUUUAUUUUAGGUAUCAGUUUAGUAUAUAAUUUGAUGAACAACUUGUUGACCUUCGUUUGCUAUUCUUUUUCAACUAAGUUUUGUUCCAAGCGACAUUGAAAGUUUAAACGUCAUAGAGUAUGUUGAGUUCAGUUCAAGAUAGCAAACGUAUAGCUGGAUCAAAAAAAGGCGUCGGCGACGCCACAAAACUGUAUGGUUCUAUCCUUGCAUUCGACAUGCACAGAUGUGUAAAAUAGAUAUAUUUAUUUUUUGAGACUUGCGAACACAUUCUUGUUUGUUCGUUUCUCUGUUUGUUUGUUCUUAUUGUAAAUAAUUCGGUUGUUUUAAAGAGUACAUAUCGUCGCCAAAAAUGGGGACAAAUUAAUGUUAUCGACGAGCAUGAUUGUGACUUAGUGAGAAUAACUUUGGUGCCACGAAGAAUCAAGUUUACUUUCAUCAGGUACUAUAUAUAGAUAGGUACGACCCGAGCAAGUUGUCGGGUAACGAACUUUUCCGAUGAUUGCCGAUUAUUGCUUACGAAUAAAGACGAAAACCGAAGGUGGCUUAGCCCAACGGCUCUUCCAUUCAACUGAG